Molecule: messenger RNA, 668 nt
Organism: Anolis carolinensis (green anole)
Lineage: Eukaryota; Metazoa; Chordata; Lepidosauria; Squamata; Anolidae
Product: thioredoxin
Exons: 5
Coding region: 42-530 (162 amino acids)
Cellular component (GO): cytosol
Molecular function (GO): protein-disulfide reductase activity
Source: RefSeq, a predicted model, not a curated record
AACUUCCCUCCCAAAGAGGGGCCUCCCGUCCAUAUAAGAAGAUGAACGAAGGCGGCGCCAAUGAGAGCCCGAAAGCAGCCACCGAGGAAACCAAGCCGGAUCCAGAGCCACAACCGGAGCCAGAGCCGGAGCCGGAGCCGGGACCCAGCACAGAGCCGCCGCCGGAGCCGCCACCGGAGCCGGAGAAGCCGAAGGAAGAGGCUACCGCCAAGAUGGUGACAGUCGUCGGGAGCCUGGUGGAAUUCCAAUCAGAAUUAGACAACGCUGCAGAGAAACUCGUAGUCGUCGACUUUUCUGCCACAUGGUGUGGACCAUGCAAAAUGAUCAAGCCCUUCUUCCAUAGUCUUUCUGAGAAGUAUCCAGAUGUCACUUUCAUUGAAAUUGAUGUGGAUGAUGCUCAGGACGUUGCCGCACACUGUGACGUGAAAUGCAUGCCAACAUUCCAGUUCUACAAAAACAAGGAAAAGGUGCAUGAAUUCUCCGGAGCAAACAAAGAAAAACUGGAAGAAACCAUUAAGAAGCUAAAAUAACCAUUGGUUCUGGCUCAUUAAAUGCGACUGUUAAGUUAUAGCCUUUUCUACAUAAACUGACCAACUUGGCAUAUGUAUCGAAAUAUACUUUGUCUCUUCAGACUGUAAAUGGAAAAAAAUAAAAAUGUAUAAAUAGUU